CGGCUGCGGGCCGGCGGCGCUGAGGAGGGCGCGAGCGACGAGCCUCUCUGAGGGGCGGCAGCGGCGGCGGCGGCGCAUCCCGCGCGACCCUCGGGGAAGAGCCGCGCCGGGGCAGCCCGCGCCCGCUCCCGGGAACUCGGCCGCGCAUCCCCAGGCGCAGGGGGCGGCGGCGGCGGCGGCGAGGUCCGAGGAGGCGUCCGGGGGCGGCGCGGCCGAGCGGACACCAUGAAGUUGCUGCUGCUGCUGCUGCUGCUGCUCCGGCCGGGCGCGGGGGGGGCGCAGUCCUGCCCGCCGCCCUGCUCCUGCUCCGGCCCCAGCGUGGACUGCCACGGGCUGGCGCUGCGGAGCGUCCCCCGGAACCUGCCCCGCCACGCCGAGCGGCUGGAUCUCAAUGGAAAUAAUAUCACAAGGAUCACAAGAACGGAUUUUGCUGGUCUAAGACACCUUCGUGUUCUUCAACUCAUGGAAAACAAGAUUACUACAAUUGAGAGAGGAGCUUUUCAAGACUUAAAGGAGUUGGAGAGACUGAGGCUAAAUAGAAAUAAUCUUCAACUUCUCUCUGAGUUGCUGUUUCUCGGGACACCCAAACUCUACAGACUGGACCUCAGUGAAAACCAGAUACAUGCCAUCCCAAGGAAGGCUUUCCGUGGAGCUGUUGACAUUAAAAAUCUGCAACUGGAUUUCAACCAGAUCAGCUGCAUCGAAGAUGGAGCAUUCAGAGCCCUACGGGAUCUGGAAGUCCUCACUCUCAACAAUAACAACAUCACACGACUCUCGGUGGCCAGUUUCAACCAUAUGCCCAAACUGCGAACCUUCCGCCUUCACUCAAACAGCCUGCAGUGUGAUUGCCACUUGGCUUGGUUAUCCGACUGGCUACGUCAACGACCCCGAGUUGGCCUUUACACUCAGUGUACGGCCCCGUUACACUUGCGAGGACAUAACAUAGCUGAGGUGCAGAAACGAGAAUUCAUCUGCAGCGAUGAGGAAGAAGGUCACCAGUCUUUUAUGGCUCCCUCCUGUAGUGUGUUGCACUGCCCCGCUGCCUGUACCUGUAGUAACAACAUUGUGGAUUGCAGAGGAAAAGGCCUGGCUGAAAUCCCCACCAACCUUCCAGAAACCAUUACAGAAAUACGAUUGGAACAAAAUUCAAUCAAGGCCAUUCCUGCAGGAGCUUUCUCACCCUAUAAAAAGCUGAGACGAAUUGAUCUGAGCAAUAAUCAAAUCUCAGAGGUCGCCCCUGACGCCUUCCAGGGUCUUCGCUCACUUAAUUCCCUGGUUCUCUAUGGAAACAAAAUUACUGAACUUCCCAAGAGCCUUUUUGAAGGGCUUUUCGCUCUUCAGUUGCUAUUAUUAAAUGCAAACAAGAUAAACUGCCUGCGAGUGGACGCUUUCCAAGACUUACAUAAUUUGAAUCUACUUUCUUUGUAUGACAACAAGCUUCAGACUAUUGCAAAGGGCACUUUUGCUCCUCUCCGAGCAAUUCAGACGCUGCAUUUGGCUCAGAACCCAUUUAUCUGUGACUGUCAUCUGAAGUGGCUGGCAGAUUAUCUCCAUGUAAACCCCAUUGAGACCAGCGGUGCCCGCUGUGCCAGCCCCCGCCGUUUGGCGAACAAAAGGAUUGGGCAGAUCAAAAGCAAGAAGUUUCGCUGUUCAGCUAAAGAACAAUAUUUCAUUCCAGGCACAGAAGAUUACCGAUCCAAACUGAGCGGCAAUUGCUUUGCGGACUUAGCUUGCCCUGAAAAAUGCCGUUGCGAAGGCACCACGGUGGAUUGUUCCAGUCAGAAGCUCAGCAGGAUUCCCGAGCAUCUCCCUCAGUAUACGGCAGAAUUGAGACUCAAUAACAAUGAAUUUACAGUGCUGGAAGCCACGGGGAUUUUCAAGAAGCUUCCCCAGCUGCGUAAAAUAAAUCUAAGCAAUAACAAGAUCACUGACAUUGAGGAAGGCGUAUUCGAAGGAGCUGCUGGCGUCAAUGAACUUCUGCUAACCAGUAACCGGCUGGAAAAUGUACGACACAAAAUGUUGAAAGGCCUGGAAAGCCUGAAGACUUUAAUGCUAAGGAGCAACCGUAUCAGCUGUGUGAGCAAUGACAGCUUCACAGGAUUGGGUUCUGUCCGGCUGCUUUCCUUGUACGAUAACCAGAUAACCACCGUAGCUCCCGGUGCCUUCGAUACUCUUCAUUCUCUCUCCACGCUAAACCUCUUAGCCAACCCCUUCAAUUGCAACUGCCACUUAGCCUGGUUGGGAGAGUGGUUGCGGAAGAAACGCAUUGUGACCGGCAACCCCCGGUGCCAGAAGCCGUACUUCCUCAAGGAGAUUCCCAUACAGGACGUCGCCAUUCAGGACUUCACCUGUGAAGAUGGGAACGACGAAAGCAGCUGCUCCCCCGUGUCCCGCUGUCCAGCCGAGUGCGCGUGUCUGGAUACUGUAGUUCGUUGCAGUAACAAAGGACUGAAAACUCUGCCGAAAGCCAUCCCAAAAGAGGUUACCGAACUUUAUUUAGAUGGAAACCAGUUUACCCUUGUUCCCAAAGAAUUAUCAAACUACAAGCACUUAACUUUGAUAGAUUUAAGCAACAACAGAAUCAGCACUCUCUCAAACCAGAGUUUCAGCAACAUGACUCAGCUGCUCACUUUAAUUCUCAGUUACAAUCGGCUCAGAUGUAUUCCAACACGGACUUUUGAUGGCUUAAGAUCCCUUAGACUGCUGUCUUUACAUGGCAAUGACAUCUCUGUUGUUCCUGGAGGUGCUUUUAAUGAUCUUUCAGCAUUAUCCCACCUAGCGAUUGGCGCGAACCCCCUCCACUGCGACUGCCACAUGCAGUGGCUCUCCGACUGGGUGAAGUCCGAAUACAAGGAGCCGGGCAUCGCCCGGUGCGUGGGCCCUGGAGAAAUGGCCGACAAACUCCUCCUCACAACGCCCUCCAAGAAGUUCACCUGCCCAGGUCCCGUGGAUGUCUCCAUUCUUGCCAAGUGUAGCCCCUGCUUAUCCAACCCCUGCAAAAACGAGGGCACUUGUAACAAUGACCCGGUGGAUUUCUACAGUUGUUCCUGUCCGUAUGGCUUCAAGGGUCGAGACUGUGAGGUUCUGAUCCAUGCCUGCAUCAGCAACCCAUGUAAAGAAGGGGGGACUUGCCACUUAAAAGAAGAUGAAAAGGAUGGAUUUUGGUGUGCUUGUGCAGACGGAUUUGAAGGGGCAAACUGUGAAGUGAACAUUGAUGAUUGUGAAGAUAACGAUUGCGAAAACAAUGCCACUUGCGUAGAUGGAAUAAACAACUACACUUGCCUUUGUCCACCAGAAUACACAGCUGCUAUUCUGAAUGAGGUGGAGAAAGGGGAGCUGUGUGAGGAGAAGCUGGAUUUCUGUGCCCAGGACCUGAACCCCUGCCAGCACCAGUCCAAGUGCAUCCUGACCCCAAAGGGAUACCAGUGUAGUUGCACACCUGGGUAUGUUGGUGAACACUGUGAUGUUGACUACGAUGACUGCCUGGAUAACAAAUGUAAAAAUGGAGCUCAGUGCACAGAUGCCAUCAAUGGUUACACCUGUACAUGCCCUGAAGGGUACAGUGGACUUUUCUGCGAGUUUUCGCCCCCGAUGGUCUUGCCUCGCACAAGCCCCUGUGAUCACUAUGAAUGUCAGAACGGGGCCCAGUGCAUCAUGAAGGCCAGCGAGCCCAGCUGCCACUGCCUGUCAGGUUAUCAGGGUGACCGAUGCGAAAAGCUGGUCAGCAUCAACUUUGUCAACAAAGAAACGUACCUGCAAAUUCCUUCGACAAAGCUUCUCUCCCACACCAACAUCACCCUCCAGAUUUCCACAGAUGAAGACAGUGGGAUCCUGCUGUAUAAAGGAGGGAAUGACCACAUCGCCAUGGAACUUUAUCGGGGACGGGUGAGGGUCAGUUAUGACGCAGGAUCAUACCCAGUCUCUGCCAUUUACAGCGUUGAGACCAUCAACGAUGGGAAGUUCCACAUGGUGGAGUUACUAGUUAUGGACCAGAUUCUGUCACUAUCCAUCGAUGGAGGAAACCCCAAAACCAUCACCAACCUGUCCAAGCAAUCCACUUUGAACUUCGACUCCCCGCUUUAUGUUGGAGGCUUGCCUGUGAAGAAAAACGUGGCCGCGUUGCCCCAGCCUCCAGGCCAAAAUGCCACCAGUUUCCACGGCUGCCUCCGAAAUCUCUUCAUCAACAGCGAGCUGCAAGAUUUUAGGAAUGUCCCGUUGCAAGUGGGGAUUCUCCCCGGCUGCGAGCCGUGUCUGAAGAAGGUCUGCGCUCACGGGACUUGCCAGGCAACGAGUCACUCCGGCUUCACCUGCCAGUGCGACGAGGGGUGGGCCGGCUCGCUUUGUGACCAGCAGUCCGGCAGCCCUUGCCUGGGGAACAAAUGUGUACAUGGUGCCUGCUUGCCAAUCAGUGCGUUUUCAUACAGUUGUAAAUGCCUGCAGGGAUACGGAGGCGCCCUCUGCGAUGAAGAUGGGGAGGUGUUUAACCCCUGCCAGCCCCUCCGAUGCAAACAUGGUCAAUGCAGGCUUUCAGGCCUUGGAAAACCAUAUUGCGAAUGCCGCAGCGGAUAUACUGGGGAGAGCUGCAAUAAAGAAAUCUCUUGCCGAGAGGAACGAAUCCGGGAUUAUUUCCAAAAGCAGCAAGGUUACGCCGCGUGCCAAACGACGGAGAAGGUUUUGAGACUGGAGUGUAAAGGGAGCUGUGAGAACGGACAGUGUUGCAGGCCUCUGAGAAGCAAAAAGAGGAAAUAUCUUUUUGAAUGCACCGACGGCUCCUCCUUCGUAGGCGAGGUGGAGAAAGUGGUCAGGUGCGGCUGCACCCAGCAGUGCCUCCCUUAAAAGCAGCCGGUCCUUUUCCCGCCCUGAUUUCCUUUUUGGAAAAUCCUGUACCAGCCGCUUCUUGGACUAAAGCAAGGCUUCAUAGCGGAUAUAUAUUGUAAAAUACAAAACAGGCUUAUUUUUAUUACGAGAAUCAAAGAACUGCUUCUUUAACUACAAAAAGCAAAGUCAAAUUGCUCAGAGGGACUUCUGGAAGCUCCAAGGACUUGAAGGAAGGAAAUACAUAUAUGUAAAAAAGAAAAGAAAAGACCCUGAUAAAAUUUUAACCGGGAUAGGAAAAUUUCAACGACUUUUAACACUCAACGUUCUUCAAGACACACUGAAGAUACAGACGCCCUUCGCUCAAUUAUCUUUCGGUUUGAUCCUUGCGUUGAGGAGAGAGAGAAUAUAAAGCUUUCCUUUUAUCUACUUUAACUAUAAGUUGGGGCAGAGGGACCCGCUUCACAUUGCUUUGGUUUUAUUUCCUUCACGAGACCGAGAAGACCGCUCUCCGAUGGAGGAGACUCCUUUUUACAAGUUGAAGAAGAAAAAAAAAAAAAGCGAUGCAUUUUGUACAGUGUAAAAAAAAAAAAAAGUUGAGAAAAUGAAGAGCUUUUGCUAAUUCACCAUUAUCCUAAGAUCUUCUAAUGCAUUUUUUAAAAAAAUGUUAGCAUGUUACAAAGACAGGAAAGGAAGAAAGCAUUUACCCGCCCUCUUACAGUAUUAAUUUCUUUUUGUAAUAUAAAUGAUAAGAUUGAUAAAAUAGAUUAUUGUUGAGAAAAUUAGAUAUAAUAACGGAGUUUUGUUUCUAUGAAUUCUGAACGGCUCUAUACAGUAUUCUGUUUAUUGAGAAAUAUUUAUUGUAUCAAAGUACACUGUACUUAACAUCUAGGCCAAUCUUUUUACUUUUUUCCCCCCAAUGCUUUAAUAUAUAUUAAUUUAUAUUUGUCCUGAUAUUUUUGUAUUUUCAGUUUUUUUUAAAAAGAGAGAGAGAGAAAAAAAAACCUUAAAAUCAGGAUAUUUGCAAUAGGACUAAUAUAGCAGAUUCUCACGGGAUAAAUAGAUUCGGUCUGGGUUAAUAUUUUUUACUGUAACAAGUACCAGCUGGUAUCCCUCAUAAGACCAGAGAUUGCACACAAUCUGAUUAUUUUCAUUAUAGCAAGGAAAGAUGACAACUCUCAAGUCUUUGUAAUAUAUAAGGAAAUUGUUUUUACAAUAGGUGGCAGAUGUUAUAGAUGUGAUUCUCCCCUUCCCCACCAAGUAUACGUUACUUUUCAGAAAAUGAAACUAUGUGUUGAAAAUGACACUAGGAGAUAGAUAUUUUCUAACUGAUGUUCCCUUGGAGUUUCGUACCUUUAAAAUGAAUAAAAGAGGCUGUAUUACCAUUUCCCCCAUUAUUAAAACUACUUUACACGCCCAAAUAUUUUUCCUUUGUUAACACGUUGCUGCUAAGUAUAACAUAGAAUUGGUAAUAAUUCUUUAUAGUGGGUUGUGUUCUUUUUUAGUAAAUCACGGGGUACCCUGUAAAAAGGGAGGUUUAACUUCUUUUAUACAAGGAAAAAGAUAGUUGUACAUGUGUAAUAUGGUGCUGCUUUGUCUAAUUUGGACUGGUAUCAGUAUCUUUACUGAUAUUUGUAAAUUAAACAGAUCUUUACCUCA
This is a messenger RNA of Crotalus tigris (Tiger rattlesnake), 6474 nucleotides long. It is a transcript of the gene SLIT2, whose product is annotated as slit guidance ligand 2. The coding region runs from base 226 to 4836 and encodes 1536 amino acids. The transcript is spliced from 39 exons. Gene Ontology annotation, biological process: negative chemotaxis; negative regulation of cell growth; retinal ganglion cell axon guidance. The record is from RefSeq and is a predicted model, not a curated record. Gene Ontology annotation, molecular function: heparin binding; calcium ion binding; Roundabout binding. NCBI's taxonomy places the organism in Eukaryota, Metazoa, Chordata, Lepidosauria, Squamata, Viperidae.